Molecule: messenger RNA, 4029 nt
Organism: Alnus glutinosa
Lineage: Eukaryota; Viridiplantae; Streptophyta; Magnoliopsida; Fagales; Betulaceae
Exons: 3
Coding region: 1-4029 (1342 amino acids)
Molecular function (GO): nucleic acid binding; RNA-DNA hybrid ribonuclease activity
Source: RefSeq, a predicted model, not a curated record
AUGAAGAUGUUAAGUUGGAACUGCCGGGGGCUUGGGAACCCCCGGGCAGUUCGAGCUCUCACUAGUAUGGUGAGAAUUAAGAAGCCCCAUCUUGUGUUCCUUAUAGAAACAAAGAUGAUGAAGAAUAAAGUGGAAUUCAUCAGAAUAAAACUUGGGUUUGACAGGAUGUUUGUAGUUGAUUGUAAGGGGAAGAGUGGGGGUCUAUUACUCCUAUGGAAUUCGGAUUCUCAUCUGGAAAUCCAGAAUUUCAGUAGACGUCAUAUUAAUGCAGUUGUGUUGAAUCAAAGUAAUGAGCCUGUAUGGAAGCUGACAUGUUUUUAUGGGCACCCGGAUGUGGGGAAAAGGAUGGAAGCUUGGAAUCUCCUCAGACACUUAUCUCAGCUGGAUCCUACUCCUUGGAUGUGUAUGGGAGAUUUCAAUGAAAUCAUUUCAAGUUCGGGAAAAACUAGCAACUCCAUCAGACCUCGAAGUCAAAUGCAGGCAUUUCAAUCAGCAUUGGGGGACUGCAAUCUAGCAGAUUUGGGGUUCCGUGGUCCGAAAUUUACAUGGUGGAACGGAAGGCAAGGAGAAGAUUUUACUCGGGAACGAUUGGAUCGGGCGGUGGCCAAUCCUGAAUGGAAUCAGUUGUUUAAUGCUGCAGAGGUUGAAGUGUUAGCUAACAGUGUCUCUGACCAUCACCCCUUGUUGAUCACUGUUUCCCACUCGGAGGACAUCAAAUGGAAGAAGUAUCAUUUUUUCAGAUAUGAAGCUAGCUGGACCAAAAAACAGGAUCAUGCAGAUAUUAUCAAGAAAGUUUGGAGAGUAAAACACAAGGAAAUUGACCCUUGGCGAAUGAUUAAUAGAAAGAUGAAUGGGUGCAGGAAGUCAUUACAGAUAUGGGUGAGAAAAUCUGAAAAUAAUAUUGCUUCCCAGAUUCACAAGAAGUCAUUAGAGCUCCACUCAAUCCAAAUGGAGGAAAAUCAGGAGACAGUAGAGAAAGAACUGACCGUGAAGGAGGAACUAAACUCACUUCUUGAGCAGGAGGACCUUCACUGGAGUCAACGGGCAAAAGAAAACUGGCUGAGGUAUGGGGAUCAAAACUCUAAAUAUUUUCAUGCUUGUGCUAGUCAAAAGAACCGUCGGAAGAAUAUUGUGGAAAUUAUGGAUAUGGGAGGCCGGCUCUGCUGCUCAAAGGAGGAUAUUGAAAAUGCUUUUAUCUGUUAUUAUGAUGAUCUCUUUACUGCUGGAACUGAUCUAGAGCUGGAGAAUUGUCUGAGUGCAAUUGACUGUAAGGUGACACCGGCGAUGAAUACUAAACUUAUGGUUGUGCCUACAGAGGAGGAAAUCUAUACAGCCUUACAGCAAAUGGCCCCUUUGAAAGCUCCUGGCCCCGAUGGGUACUCUGUUUGCUUCUUUCAACAUAAUUGGGAAACUGUUCACACUGAGGUUUUGGCUAAUCAGCUUAAACUAGUGUUACCAGAGAUUAUCUCCUGCACGCAGAGUGCCUUUAUUCCAGGUCGUCUGAUAACAGAUAAUAUUUUGGCUGCCUUUGAGACUUUACACUCAAUGCAGACCCGGAUGUGGAGUAAAACUGGAUAUAUGGGUUUCAAGCUUGAUAUGAGUAAAGCCUACGAUCGAGUGGAAUGGCCUUUUUUAGAGGUGAUCAUGCGGAGGAUGGGGUUUACGGAGCAAUGGAUUACUCUCAUUAUGGUCUGUGUUAGAUCAGUGUCAUAUUCAAUUCUCAUUAAUGGUGGCCCGGUGGGAAAUAUUAAGCCAUCAAGGGGGAUUCGUCAAGGGGAUCCCAUUUCUCCCUAUCUGUUCCUACUUUGCGCAGAGGCCCUGAGUGCCUUAUUACAACAAGCUGAAAGGAAGGGGAUAAUUACGGGUGUUCCAACUUCUCCGAGGGGACCUAGAUUGAGUCAUCUAUUCUUUGCGGAUGACAGUAUUAUUUUUUGUAAGGCGAACUCAGUUGAGUGGAGAAGAAUUAUGAAGAUUUUGGGCAUUUAUGAAAAAGGGUCGGGUCAAAAGCUUAACCUGCAGAAGACAUCUUUAUUCUUCAGCCGCAAUACCAGCCAUGAAAGGAAACAGGAAAUUUUGAGCCUGUCUGGGUUGAUGGAAACACAUAGGAUUGAUUCAUACCUAGGACUUCCUUCUUUUGUGGGUAAGUCCAAGGCUCAGUCCUUUGGGUUUAUUAAAGAUAGAGUGACGAAGAAGAUCAGUAAUUGGAAGGUCAAAUUCCUCUCCCAAGCUGGCAAAGAAGUGUUGUUAAAAGCGGUAAUUCAGGCGAUACCUACAUAUAGCAUGUGUGUGUUUCAACUUCCUAUUGCCUUAUGCAAGGAGAUAAAUUGUUUGAUGCAAAAUUUCUGGUGGAAUCACAUGUCUCAAAAUGCUAAAAUUCAUUGGAUGUCUUGGGAAAGAAUGGGACGUUCCAAAGCAGUGGGAGGUCUAGGUUUUCGGGAUUUGGUGCUGUUUAAUCAGGCUUUACUUGCUAAGCAAGGGUGGCGGUUAAUUCAAAACCCUUCAUCUCUCUCAGCACAAAUUUUCCGAGCCAAGUACCAUCCUAGAAGUGGCUUUAUGGAGGCUUCCCUAGGCUCUCGCCCUUCUUUUGUUUGGCGGAGCAUAUGGAAUUCUAGGGAAUUGUUGCAACAAGGCUUGGUUUGGAGAGUGGGCAAUGGAUGCAAUAUAAAGGUUUGGGGAGAUCGUUGGCUCCCAACACCACAAACUUUUCAGGUCCAAUCUCCUCCAAAGAUCAUUGAUAGACAGUCUAUGGUGGCCUCAUUAAUUAAUCCCACCUCCAAGAAUUGGAAUGAGGCUUUACUUAAAGAAGUGUUUACGGAAGAAGAAGCUCAAGUCAUAGUUAAUAUUCCUCUAAGCCCAUUGCUGCCUGCAGAUAGGUUGAUUUGGCGUGGAACUGCUAAUGGUAUUUUUUCAGUUCGGAGUGCCUACCAUCUCGGCAAAGAAGAAAAGGAGAGACGAGCAGCUCAAAGUUCCCAACUGAACACAGGGCAGGAAUUGUGGAAGGCUCUUUGGGCAAUGGAAGUGCCAAAUGCGGUGAAAAUGUUUGCAUGGAGAGCUUGUCAAAAUAUUCUGCCCACACGCCGAAACCUAUUUAAGCGAAGGGUUAUUGAAGAUGCUAAAUGCCCUUGUUGUGGAUUAGAAGAGGAGUCUUUAAUUCAUGCCUUAUGGAUUUGUCCGGCAGCUCAGGAUGUCUGGGGAAGUAAAACAUCACCGUUCCAAAAGUGUUGUGUUUCAGGAGCGACCUUCAAGGAGAUUUUUGAAGAUGGUCUUCAGCGCUUUAGCAAGGAAAAUUUGGAACUGUUGAUAGUAGUGGCCCGUGGAAUAUGGUUUAGGAGAAAUAAAUUUGUUUUUGAAGGCACUUUUAACCAUCCAGAUGAAGUCUAUACUGCUGCAGUGAGGUUUAUUCGGGAAUACAAGGAGAGCAAGCAAUUGGACCAGUCAGUUCCCAUGCAGUCUGUAAAGGGACCUGACAAUAGCCGUGAUACAGUUACUUGGAGUCCUCCUCCAAACGGGUCCAUAAAGCUUAAUUGGGAUGCGGCUAUAAAUAAGAAAAAGGGAUGGAUUGGUUUGGGCAUCAUAGCAAGGGACUAUUUGGGGAAUUGUUUGGGAGUUCGUAGUCUCACUAAAAUCUUACAGGUGGAUGCUAAGACUGCAGAAUCUUUAGCUGCGUUGGAAGCCGUUCUUUUUGCUAGAGAAGCUGGGUUUUUAGAUGCUAUAUUUGAAGGAGAUGCAGCCCAUGUUAUUGAGGAGAUUAACUCAAAUCCUCCCUACCUUUCGAGAUCAGGCCAUAUUUUGGAAAGCAUUCAUGUUGAGCGGCAAAGAUUACAUACAUGUAGUUUCAAUUUUGUUUAUCGUGAAGCCAAUUGUGCAGCUCAUUGUCUAGCUAAAGAGGCUGCUAGUUCUUUGAGUGAUUUGUGUUUACUGGAGGAUACUCCCAUUAGUAUUUCCAGUAUUGUUGUUAGGGAAGCUACAGGCCUCAUGAAUUCCUUGUCAGUGUAUAGUUUAGUUGUGUUUGGGCCUGAGCAGCCCUAA